UUUUUUUUAAUUUUCGAAAAUAUAUUCUUUGUCAAAUUUAAGCACCAAAAUUUUAUAUUUAUUUUUUGGCGUGUUUUUUAAAAAAAAGAAGCUAUUUUAGCAUGUCUUCUCGGCGUGCACCAUCCAAUAGAAAUGUUCUCAGAGCUUCACCGUCUGCGGGACCUGCCCAAAGUGCACCUGCGGUUGCGGCUCAAAACGCGCCAACAGUUGCUGUACCAGCCCAAAUGGCUUCCGUACCCGAUGAAUCUGUUCGAAAUGAUCCAGCAACUACGGCUCAAAAUAUGGCAGCUCAAAUUAUAUCAGCAUCAGCAACACCAGCAACCACGACAACCACUGGUAAUUCCCCAGCACCAGUAGUACCGUCUCAAACACCCCCAACAGCUAACGAACCAUUACCAGCAUCAGCACCUAAACCACCUUCAACUCCUUCUGACCCGGUUCCACCUGCGUUGCCUCCACCACCAAUUUUGAAUGAUACGGUAAAUGAGCUAGUAAUCGUAUCUGAUCGGGAUACUUAUGACCAACUUCUAACCGAUGCCGGACGUAAACAUUUAUUGCUAGAAUUUUUUGCGCCUUGGUGUGGAGCUUGUAUGCUAAUAAAUAGGAAACUUGAAGAAUUACUCACUACGUAUAAAGGCAAGUUGAUCAUUGCAAAAGUAAAUAUUGACGAUUGUGAACAAAUAGCCAUUGAUAACGAAGUUACUAUGAUGCCUUCGUUUGUAUUGAUAAAGGAGAAUCAAGUAUUGGAAAGAUUUGCUGGCAGCAAUGAGGACAAGUUAGUUAGCAUUCUCAAAAAGUAUGUGGGAGAGCCUAUGAAUAGCGGAGAAGAGGCAAAUGGGCCUCAACAAUAGUAAAGAAGAAGCUCGACAAACUGACGCGAACGUUAACGGCUCUACAAACAACAAAAGCAUCGCUAACAUAGCUAACAUUUGCAAUAUAGAAAAAUGUUUUGGAAGAAUAAAUUAAAUAUAUGUAUGUAUGUAAAUACAUACAUAUAUUGUUAAUCAGCAUAA
This is a messenger RNA of Anastrepha obliqua, 1013 nucleotides long. RefSeq lists its product as uncharacterized. The record is from RefSeq and is a predicted model, not a curated record. The transcript has a single exon. Lineage: Eukaryota; Metazoa; Arthropoda; Insecta; Diptera; Tephritidae. Bases 102 to 851 code for a protein of 249 amino acids.